AUGAGAAUUAGUGGUUUGAGUGCGUUUGUGCCAAUGGGGUUGGUGGCAGGGAAUAAUUUUUGCACGGCUAUAUAAUACAUACCGGGAUCAUCUUCGAAGACCGAAAGGCGACCCGGAACGAACGAGAAGCUUCAAUGGGUUAUGUCGAGAGAGGUGUUGUGAAAUCCAAGCGGUCCAUAUGGAGGUUGAGAACAAUCACUGAUUUCUUCUGGGCCAUUGUUAACUUCAUUGGUGUGUUCUUUGCAACAAUGUUUUCGAUGGAAAAAUCAGAUGCUUAUAAAAAAGGCUCAGCGUCUGGGAAGAAAUGGGAUGGUGGGGGUCCAGGUGGUCCUGGAAGCGGCGGCCCAUAUGGUGGUGGUCCACGUGGUCCACCUCGUGGAUUAGACAACGUUCGCGGAAUUGAUCAUAGUUCUCUUCCUGCUUGUGGUUCCUGCUGCGGCUGAAGGGCUAGAGGUAUAUGCUUCUGAUGUCUAUCAAAAUGUUUUGAAUGUUUUUGGAAGCAGUCUAUGAAGUGAUAUGCUAGAAUUUGUGUUCUCCUGUGAAUGUUGUUAGAGCCUUGAGAGGAAAUGAAGCACAAACAUGAACAAAAGAAGACAAAAGCUUCAAUCUCUUUGAAUAAAUAUAGUUCUGUCAAGUGUAUCUAGUGUUUUCCAGUUGUUCUCUGUGGGAAUUUUUUUGACUGCUUUUUAUGGUUUCAUAAUAGUCCUCAACUGAUAUAUUACAACUCAUAAAUGUGGACAGCUAUCAAGACUUCUGUGAUCAA
Camellia sinensis is the source of this 763-nucleotide messenger RNA. Its product is annotated as glycine-rich protein. Gene Ontology annotation, biological process: endoplasmic reticulum calcium ion homeostasis; calcium ion transport. Lineage: Eukaryota; Viridiplantae; Streptophyta; Magnoliopsida; Ericales; Theaceae. Gene Ontology annotation, cellular component: Golgi apparatus; endoplasmic reticulum membrane. The record is from RefSeq and is a predicted model, not a curated record.